Molecule: messenger RNA, 3330 nt
Organism: Rhopalosiphum padi (bird cherry-oat aphid)
Lineage: Eukaryota; Metazoa; Arthropoda; Insecta; Hemiptera; Aphididae
Gene: ath
Product: ATP-dependent RNA helicase DHX33
Exons: 2
Coding region: 267-2249 (660 amino acids)
Biological process (GO): positive regulation of transcription by RNA polymerase I
Cellular component (GO): nucleolus; intracellular anatomical structure
Molecular function (GO): ATP binding; RNA binding
Source: RefSeq, a predicted model, not a curated record
UAUCAUAUGAAUUUUGAUAAUUUAAAGCACGUGAAUAUUGAAUUCAAAUUUGGAAUAUGGUUUGCUUCUACAAAUAAAUAAUAAUACUUAUUUUUUUUAUAUUAUGACGGGUAUUAUUACAGGAUUUUAAAUUUUAAACUAAAGUGGUUCGUUCUAUCAAAUCAUCAAGUGCAAUGAUGUGCAUACUGUAUUGACAUUUAUUUGAAGUUUUGAUGCAUUUAUUCAAAAUUCAUAUUGUAUAGUAAAGUGGAGGCCAUAGAAGAUUAAUGAUGAAUGAUUUAAGUAAAAUGGAUUUAGUCAAAUAUUUUGACGAUGAACGAAAAUCUUUGCCUGUUACUCUUCAAAAAGAUAAACUUUGUAGUUUAAUUCAAAAAAAUGAAACUUUAAUCAUAAUUGGAGAAACAGGAAGUGGCAAGACAACACAAAUUCCACAAAUUGUUUAUGAAAACAUAUUACUUCCAGAUGAAGAUGUAGUUGUUACACAACCAAGACGUGUAGCAGCGAUAUCAUUAGCUGAACGUGUAUCAUAUGAAGUAAACACUGAAAUUGGAGACCUGGUUGGUUAUAGAGUCAGGUUUAUUGACAAAACUAAUCAUUUUACUAAAAUAAAGUUUAUGACUGAUGGUAUGCUAUUACGCACAGCUAUUUUAGAAAAGAGCUUAUCGGCAUAUGGAUGUGUUAUUUUAGAUGAAGCUCAUGAACGUACUGUAAAUACUGAUUUACUUUUCGGAAUUGUAAAAAAAGUCCAACGCAGUCGUAAAAAUAGUUCUAACCCUCUUAAAGUAAUUGUCAUGUCAGCAACAAUGAAUGCUGAUUUAUUUGCAGAUUAUUUUGGUAAUGCACAAAUUGUCUACUUACAAGGUAGGCUCCAUGACAUCAAAAUAUUCCACGCUAAGAAAAAUGUAGAGGAUUACUUUCACGAUACUUUUGUUACAAUAUUUCAAUUACAUAAAGAGGCACCUGAACGCCAUGACUUUUUAGUUUUUCUAACUGGUCAAGAAGAAAUAGAAAAUAUGGCUCUUGCUAUCGAGCACAUUAACCAAGAUCCUUCUUUAAGAAAUUAUCCUGUUAUUAAAGUACGGACAUUAUAUGCUUCGUUGCCUACCAAUGAGCAGCUCAAAGUAUUCAUGUCAUUGGAACCUAAUGAGUUUGCUAGGAAAAUCAUAUUGAGUACAAAUAUUGCAGAAACAUCAGUUACUUUGACUGGUAUUAAAUAUGUGAUUGAUUGUGGCAAAGUUAAAGUUAGAUGUUUUCAUCCAGAAACCUCGAUGGAUGCUCUCAAAGUAGAAAAUAUAUCUCAAGCCCAAGCUGAACAAAGAGCGGGUCGUGCGGGACGUGAAUCAGAUGGAUAUUGUUACAGGAUAUAUUCAAAACAGCAAUAUGAUGAAAUGACCAAAGACCCAGUCCCGGAAAUCUUGAGGUGUAAUUUGGGUAAUGUAGUAUUACAAAUAUUGGCCAUGAAUAUGGAUCCUUACAAGUUUGAUUUUAUUAAUAAGCCAUCAACAGAUGCAAUCGACCAAGCUUACAAUAUGCUGGGAAAUUUAGGCGCUACAAAAAACAGUAUUUUAACUGAAGUGGGUCAUAAAAUGACUAAAUUUCCUCUCGACCCAAGAUACUCAAAAAUAAUUUUGUCAUCAGUGAACUAUGGUUGUUUGGAAGACAUUGUAAAUAUUGUAUCUAUAUUGUCUACUGAUUCAAUUUUUGUGUCUAGUCUUUCGGAAAAAAAAAAGAAACAAGCCGAAGAUGCUCAUACAAAAUUCAAGUCAUCCGUCAGUGAUCAUAUCAUGUUACUGAAAACAUUUCGUUCGUUUAGGAAAAUAAGAAAAGAAUCUAAAUCCAGUUGGUGUGAUGAUAAUUUUCUCAACCUCCGUAAUUUAGAAUAUGCAGAUCGUGCUCGAGAACAGUUACUUGAUAUCUGUAGGUAUUUACAUUUACCAAUUGGCCAAUCUUGUGGGGACAAUUUUGACCCUAUCAGAAAAUGUUUGUUGACGGGAUUUUUUGAAAAUCUGGCAUAUAUUAAUCAGGAAAAAAAAUAUAUAACAGUUAAUGCUAAGAAAGAGUGCAAAAUCCAUCCAACUUCAACACUGUUUCAUUCGUAUCCUCAUUGUGUUCUAUAUACAGAAAUUAUAGAAACCAGUCAACCAUACAUGAAACAUAUAACUGUAAUUGACAAAGAGUGGUUGCUUGACGUUGUCCCUAACGUUCAUCAACGUCAUAAUUAUCAAGUACUAAUGAAUAGUGAAUUAUAGCUUAACAAAAUUACUACCUAAGUAGUAUAUAAACAUUUUAUACAAAUCUAUUUUUUAAUAGUUGACUGCAAAUAAGAAUGUAUUAUAUAGGACAUAGUAUACAAGUUUCUUGUAUUUUGUAAAUUAUAAAUUGUAUUAUAUUAAGUUUAUAUUUUUCAAUUCUAAAUAUACUCUGUAGAAUAUCAUACAAUAUAAGUACAACACAUUUUUGUAAAAAAAUAUUAUACAUGUUAUAUAUUUCAAUUGUUUUUUGAAUUGGUCUCGCCAUCUCAGAGUACAAAGAAUUAUAUAUUUAAUAUAAAAUAAAUUUUAAUAAAAAUAACACACUUAAUAUAUGCACAACUAUAAAUUAUGUUUGAACUUAAGUGUCUCAUAAUAGUUUUAAGUUGAUAAAUAAAUAAAUUAUUUAAGUUCAUAAGUAAUUUUUUAAUAAUAUUGAUAAAACACAAGAAUACUAUAAAAAAAAAUAAAAAAAAAUAAAAAAAAAAAAUAAAUAAUAAAAUGUAAUACCUAUAUGUAUUUUGGUAGGGUCGAUAAAAAAUAUGACAUAAAUUACUUCUUUACUAUAGGGGUGCGCACGGGGCGAGCUGGUUGAGCUCUGGUUUGAUGGGAAUCUUUUUUUGGAGGAAAAUAAAAUUUCAAAUUUGUGUAGGUAUAUAUAUUUAAUUAUAACAAUAUGUUCAAGAUCAAGAAAAUAUUAUUUGUUGUAAUAGUGAAAUAAAAUUAAAAAUAUUUGUAUACCAUUACAACAAUUUUAUUAAUUUAUUCAUCUAACAAAAAUAUUAUGCACAAAAUAAUAUUUACCUUGACUAUGGAGUGUAUGGAUAUUAAUAGGUUGGUUAUACAUAAAUAUAUCAUUUUAUUUUUGUAUUUAUGGGGUUUAUUUAAUAUUAAGAUAAUCGGACCUGCACCAACAGACUCGUUGAAAAACACGAUCAUUGAAGAAUUCAAAAGUAUGGGAAAUAGAAGAAAUCAUUUAUAAUUAUUUAAUUAAAAUUAUUACAUAAUUAAGUUUAUAUAAUAUAAUAUUAUGUGAAUACAAUUUUUUGUUCAUUAAACCGAUUUUUUUUUAAAUAUUGGA